AUGAUGAUAACAAUUUCGAAAAUUGAUAAUAAUGACAACCGAGUACCACAAGCAAGCUUAUAUGGAAAUUGCGAACGAUUAAAACAAGACAACGUUAAUAAAAGCGAUUUAAACAAACCGACGAUCCCGAACAUCCUUAGUACAGACAAGGAUUGGGGACACACGAUAUUGACUCUAGUGAAUGACAAAAAUAAUGAAGGUAAAAAGAAGAAGAAAAAAUCAAAUAAAAACGAUAUUAAACUCUUUAGGAUAAUGGGUUUCAGGGACCGAGGUUACAAUUAUAGGGAAGUUGAAUGCCUCUGGAAUAGAACACGCUGGACUUCUUUGCUACCAAAUAUAAUUAAAAUGGAAUUUGUUUCUGGUAGUUUUCUCAGUACUAAAGUUCUCAUUCCUAUAAUAAGUUUAAUUCCUACAGAUUCUGGCUUGCCAUUUUCCUUUAAGCGUCGCCAAUUUCCUGAGAGACCUGCUUUUGUCAUGACAAUUAAUAAAGCUCAGGGACAAACGUUGAACAAACUAUAUGUGGCUAUGUCUCGAGUUUGUUCUCCUCAUAAACUAAAGAUUAUAACCUAUGAUAAAACAAGAACUACAACCAAUGUGGUAUAUCGUGAGGUUAUAUCCGACUAA
Gordionus sp. m RMFG-2023 is the source of this 624-nucleotide messenger RNA. RefSeq lists its product as uncharacterized. Gene Ontology annotation, biological process: DNA replication. The transcript has 4 exons. NCBI's taxonomy places the organism in Eukaryota, Metazoa, Nematomorpha, Gordioida, Chordodea, Parachordodidae. Bases 1 to 624 code for a protein of 207 amino acids. Gene Ontology annotation, cellular component: replication fork. The record is from RefSeq and is a predicted model, not a curated record.